UAUGUUUAUUAAGCAACUGGCAACCUGGUUACAGGCUUGUACAGCAUCCUCAACCUCUGAUCAGAGAUCCUCUGAUCCAUUUGAAUCUCUUUGAAUUUGUGCACGUGAGCCGCAGCCCUGCAUCCCAAAAAGGAAGACGAUUAUUUCACCAUGAACGCUGAUGUGGAUGAGAUGCUGUGUGUUGCAGGUGAUCUGGAAAAUCAGGUGGAGUUGGAGGAGAAGACGAGGCUCAUAAACCAGGUGCUGGAGCUACAGAACACUCUCGAGGAUCUGUCGGCACGAGUGGACGCCGUGAAAGAGGAAAACCUCAAGCUCAAAUCCGAGAACCAAGUCCUGGGUCAGUACAUCGAGAACCUCAUGUCUGCCUCCAGCGUCUUUCAGACCACCGACUCCAAAAGCAAACGGAAAUAAGGGAGGAUUCCUGAUCUCUCCACAGGCAUCUAGCGUCCGUUAACUGUAACGCCAUGACGUCCCGGUUUAACUUUAUUAACUCUUUAAAUUUAUCCACUGUUACGUGUUACGUUUACGACGCUGCUCUUAAUGUCACACGACUAGAAAUAUCCCAGUAAUACAUUCUGUGACAGUAGGAUUAUUAUUGAAGAUGUUGGAUAUAUUUUAUUUUCAUUUCUGUUUUAUAUUGUCUUCAGUUUUUCGCCUUAUGUUAGGGCAGGGUAUUAAAACAUUCAGUGCUAAAUAGUUCCAUUUAUUUAUCAAUGGCAUUAAUUUAUGUUUUAUUUUGUUAGUGUCUCAUGUUCUUUUUUUUUUAUAUAGCUAUUUAAGUGUUUUUUCUCCUCUGUAACACAGCAGUGAUGAAUGUGCCUGUGAAACUGCUGUGUGCCACCACGUGUUUUAGGUAACCUGAUAAUUUAGGUGAGUUAUUCAGGUGAAUCUGUUCAGGGAAAAUUCAACCUUUCUGAUCUCCUGGUGCUUUUCACUAAGGAGUUUUAACAGGCCUCCAUUCCAGCUGUGUACACACACACACACAUAUGUGUUUAACAUUUGUGUAAUGGCAUUUAACCAUCGUUUGGACUGAUUAGUGCCUGUUUUAAUAAAUAUGUUUUCAUUUGA
This is a messenger RNA of Hemibagrus wyckioides, 1068 nucleotides long. It is a transcript of the gene scocb, whose product is annotated as short coiled-coil protein b. Gene Ontology annotation, cellular component: trans-Golgi network. Lineage: Eukaryota; Metazoa; Chordata; Actinopteri; Siluriformes; Bagridae. The record is from RefSeq and is a predicted model, not a curated record. The coding region runs from base 151 to 411 and encodes 86 amino acids. The transcript has 4 exons.